Molecule: messenger RNA, 1418 nt
Organism: Carya illinoinensis
Lineage: Eukaryota; Viridiplantae; Streptophyta; Magnoliopsida; Fagales; Juglandaceae
Exons: 11
Coding region: 111-1175 (354 amino acids)
Cellular component (GO): chloroplast
Source: RefSeq, a predicted model, not a curated record
AUUACUUAUUUUUGCUAAAUAGGCUACCUUAUUUUCAUUGCUCUUAUGCAGCAUUAUCAGUAGGAUAGCGAAGCAGACGCCGGCCUCCUCACCAUCCAAAUUCCAAAAGAAUGUCGGACUCGUUGUUAUAUCUGGCAUCCUCUCAGUCCUAUUUGUCAACCUCACCACUUCAACAUUUUCCUACAAAAGUUAGGAACUUCCCAUUCCCGAGCACUUCAACUGCUGUUCCUACUCUGAAAUUCUCACUGCUUUCUCAAAGGUUAGUGGGAAAAGGGAACUGGAUUCUUCACGAGAACAGAAUUCAUGCAAAAUCUACGGAUUCGGAACCCAAUACAAGCGAUCCAUCCGCCCGGUUGUCCGAGGAAAAUGCUACAAUUCGCAGCAGUGGUGGCAACCCGUCCUCCAGUAUUUUGUCUAUUCUUUGUCCCCUGCUCAAGCUCUUCUCUGGGGGAGAUCCUUCUCAAGAGCGAAAUUAUGGUUUGGAGGUAGCAACAUCUUCCAUGUCCACCUUGGCUAGAUUUCCAUGGGGAGCAAAAGUGCUAUCGAAUACUUUAAACAGCCAAGAGAUCACCACAGAUCCUCCUAUGCGUUUGCAACUUUUUGAAUUUGAGGCAUGUCCCUUUUGCCGGAGGGUUCGGGAGGCCAUGACAGAACUAGAUCUUUCUGUAGAGGUCUUUCCCUGUCCAAAAGGCUCUGUAAGGCAUAGAGAAAUUGUUAGAAGAUCCGGGGGCAAAGAACAGUUCCCUUUCCUCAUUGACCCAAAUUCUGAUAUUUCAUUGUAUGAAAGCGGUGAUAUUGUGAAUUACCUAUUUGAGCAAUACGGUGGGAGAAGCCCAUCCGCUGGACUUUUGGAAAGCACAUUGUUCACGGGAUGGAUGCCUACAAUUCUUCGAGCAGGUAGAGGAAUGGCAUUGUGGGAAAAGGCCAGACGAGAUCCACCACCCAAGAAAUUGGAACUUUUCUCAUAUGAAAACAAUCCAUAUGCACGAAUUGUGCGUGAGGCACUAUGUGAGUUGGAGCUACCAUACAUUCUCCAUAAUGUGGGAGAAGGUUCUGGGCGGACAAGGCUGCUACUUGAUGUAUCUGGAUCAAAUGAGAUCCUAUGGCAUGGGCCUUACAUGAUCAUGAUUACAGAAAGAAGACAACUGCGCAUACACUGUGUAUCCAUCUUAUAAGGUACCUUACUUCAUUGAUCCCAACACCGGUGUUCGGUUUGGCAACUACAAGAAGAUCUUGUCUUAUCUGUUCCAGACAUAUGCGGCAGCCACUGUAUAGGGCUAAAUUGUGUAUAUAUCCUUCUUCGUUUCUCAGUGCCUGUGCACUCUUUUUUUUUUUUUUCCUCUGGUAGUGUAUUGCUUCUUACCUGCUUACCCGAAGAAAUAUAGAGGAAAGUAGAUAUUGAUGUGGCUUCUUACUCA